GAGGCGGGCCAAGGGAGCGUGAGCGCGCGUGCGAGGAAGAAGCUCAUGAACCCGGCCCUGAGGGCGCGAGCGCGCGUGGCCGGAGCAUGAACGGCUGUCGAGUGUGAGGCCUCGGGCCGGGACCCGGUUCCCCUCCCCAGUGGGGAACCGGGAGCAAGCGAUGGUGCGGGGCGGCCGGCGGGAUGGAAGCUACGACGCCGACGCUGCCGCCGAGGCGCGGCUCGCCUGCCGCCUCGGUUCUCUCCUGCUGCUGCUACUGUUGCUGCUGCUGUCCCCUCCCGCGAGCUCCGAAAGCCAGAAGGGCCCGUUUCAAGCACCCGUUCCUGCCACCGGGCCCGGCCUUAGUGUGUAUAUGAGUCAAGAAGAGGUGCUGCGCCUUAUCGGUAUUGAUGCAGAACUUUAUUAUGUGAGGAAUGACCUUAUCAAUCACUUCGCUUUGUCAUUUAAUCUACAAGUACCAGUAGAGACAAACAGCCUUCAUUUCACUUGGCAUGCAAAGUCCAAGAUUGAAUAUAAACUGGGAUUUCAUGUAGAUAAUCUGUUGGCUAUGGAUAUGCCACAGGUAAAUAUUUCUGAACAAGGAGAAGUUCCUCGAACUUUGUCAGUGUUUCAAAUGGAACUGUCUUGUACUGGCAAAUUAGACUUCGAUGUUACAGUGCUAAUGCAACUCAACAUGACAGUAAAUACUUCCAAAAAUAUCACAGUCUUAAAUUUUAAACGAAGGAAAAUGUGUCAUAAAAAACUUGAUUUAGAAGUAAAGCCACCAAUAUCAAACAAAAAUAACACUAAAGCCAUUUUUGAUCCUGUAAAUGCAGCUCCCACCACUUCUACACGUGUGUUUUAUAUCAGUGUAGGAGUUUGCUGUGCAGUCAUAUUCCUGGUAGCAAUAAUAUUAGCUGUUUUGCAUCUACACAGUAUGAAAAGAAUAGAAUUAGAAGACAGCAUUAGUAACAGCAGUAGUUCUCAAGGAUUAUCCCAGCCUUCAACUCAAACAACGCAGUAUCUGAGGGCUGACACACCUAACAAUGCUACACCAAUUACCAGUUCCUCAGGUUAUCCUACUCUACGGAUAGAGAAGAAUGACCUUAAAAGUGUAACUUUGAUGGAGGCAAAGGCUAAAGUGAAGGAUAUAGCAAUCUCCAGAGAGAGGAUAACGCUAAAAGAUGUUCUUCAGGAAGGCACAUUCGGUCGAAUUUUCCAUGGUACUCUAAUAGAAGAGAAAGAUCCUAGUAAAGAAAAACAAGUGUUUGUCAAAACAGUAAAAGAUCAAACUUCAGAAGUUCAAAUAACAAUGAUGUUGACGGAGAGCAGUAAACUCAGAGGUCUUCAUCACAGAAAUCUACUCCCAAUCACUCAUGUUUGUAUUGAGGAAGGAGAAAAGCCAAUGGUGUUGUUGCCUUACAUGAAUUGGGGGAAUCUCAAGCUUUUCUUGCGACAGUGCAAACUUGUAGAAGCUAAUAACCCUCAGGCAAUUUCUCAACAAGACCUUGUACAUAUGGCGAUUCAGAUUGCCUGUGGAAUGAGCUAUUUGGCCCGAAGAGAAGUUAUUCACAAAGACCUGGCAGCUAGAAACUGUGUCAUUGAUGAUGCACUUCAGGUAAAGAUUACAGAUAAUGCUCUAUCCAGAGACUUAUUUCCAAUGGAUUAUCAUUGCCUUGGAGACAACGAAAACAGACCAGUGCGUUGGAUGGCUCUUGAAAGUUUGGUUAACAAUGAAUUUUCUGGUGCUAGUGAUGUGUGGUCUUUUGGAGUGACCUUAUGGGAAUUAAUGACUUUAGGACAAACCCCAUACGUAGAUAUUGAUCCCUUUGAAAUGGCUGCCUAUCUAAAGGAUGGAUACAGAAUAGCUCAACCAAUCAACUGCCCUGAUGAGUUAUUUGCUGUAAUGGCUUGUUGCUGGGCACUAGAUCCUGAGGAGAGACCGAAGUUCCAGCAGCUGGUGCAGUGUCUCACUGAAUUUCAUGCAGCAUUGGGAGCUUAUGUCUGACAAUCACUGUUCUACUUAAAAGGCAGUGUGUGCUGCAUUCACAAAGAAAACACUUCCAUCUAUUUAUGCAAACUGUAACCUCUAUCUUGAGAUACCGGGAAGAAAAAUCUAUUAAUUUUUGUGGAGUCUUCACAUAAUAUUAACAUCAGGGAGUCAACAUACUAAGCAGUAGCUUCAGUAGACGAUCUUUUUCCAAAAUCACUGUGCCUUAAAAGUAACUGAAGGUGGGAAUAACCCACUCUGGGGAAGAUUGGGGAUGAUUCAAAAUGACACUUAUUCGAGGAGAAAAAAAACCUUCUGAUUUCCAAAAAGAAUUCACGUAACAUGGUUGACAAGAAUGUAAGGUUAAUUUUGGCACUGUUAAAGUAGAUGCAAACCUCAAGGAAAUAACUGAGGAAAACGAGCUGUCUGCUUAAAAAAAAAAUGAAAUUCAAGUGGCAAAAGUCACCCACCCUUUUUUUCCUCCCUCCCUUAUCCCCAAAAGUCUUACGUGUGUUGCAGCAUCAAAAUAUUUAAAAUUACUUGACUGGUUUUGGUGUUCAGGUUUGUAGUUGGAAUUCUUUGUAUCAAUUGCUUUUCUUUUAAGAUGAUAGCACAGUAUGGUUGGAACCACCAGUGGCCUUUUCUUAUUUUUAAUCCCAUUCUUCAGUAGCAGUUCUUCUUGGAAAAAUACCUUCAAGGUGCACUGUGCCCCUUCUAAGACAGCAGGAAAUUAUUUAAAGAUUCUUGCUUAUUCAGUAAGAAUAAAACUAAGCCUCAUGUUCAAUGGUAAAAAUCUAACAUACUAUUCCAAGUGCUAAAAGUGUUGAAGCUGUCUUUUUAUUAGAAGCCUUUCAUCCUGGAUUAUAGAAUGCAAUUUUCCUUCUUAAAAUGGUACUGGUUUAUGUGUGUAGGAUUUUUUUAUGACCUGAAAAGGAAUAAAAUAUAUAUAUAUAUUUUAAAGACACAA
Molecule: messenger RNA, 2936 nt
Organism: Candoia aspera
Lineage: Eukaryota; Metazoa; Chordata; Lepidosauria; Squamata; Candoiidae
Gene: RYK
Product: receptor like tyrosine kinase
Exons: 15
Coding region: 161-1987 (608 amino acids)
Biological process (GO): positive regulation of kinase activity; cell surface receptor protein tyrosine kinase signaling pathway; protein phosphorylation
Cellular component (GO): signaling receptor complex; plasma membrane
Molecular function (GO): ATP binding; protein kinase activity
Source: RefSeq, a predicted model, not a curated record